CUUUCUGCCCAUGGCGCUGCCGGGGCGGGCAGCUCCCGGCCCGGCCCCGCGCCGGGGAAGGGAAGGGGCCGGGCCAUAAAGUCUCGCGGGCGGGCGCGGGAGGCGCUUUGAAAGAUGGCGGAUGAGGUGGACCAGCAACAAACAACAAAUACUGUAGAGGAGCCACUUGAUCUCAUCAGACUCAGUCUAGAUGAGAGAAUCUAUGUCAAAAUGAGGAAUGACAGAGAGCUUAGAGGCAGGUUACAUGCUUAUGAUCAGCACUUAAAUAUGAUUUUGGGUGAUGUGGAAGAAACUGUGACUACAAUAGAGAUUGAUGAAGAAACCUAUGAAGAGAUUUAUAAAUCUACCAAAAGGAAUAUUCCGAUGCUCUUUGUCAGAGGGGAUGGCGUUGUGCUUGUAGCUCCCCCAUUGAGGGUUGGUUGAAGCAACAAAGGACUUAACCUUCUUGGAAAGUUCCAGACUUUUGGACAGUGGUUCAUGUUUCAAUCAUGUCUCAAAAUUCUGUAUAUGUUUUUUAUAGGAUAUUUUUGUCGGUUCUUUUGAAAAGUGGAGGGAAGGGGAACCAGUUGGUCUUGCAAAAAGUACAUGUAGUCAAUUGAAGCAGUGUAAAACCCAACCAGAACUCAGAAUUAAUGUAAACUGCUGUAAAUUGGCUGCCUUGUCACAUUCAGUAAAAGAAUCCUUAUUUUUUUCUAUCUUGGCAGCAGUACUGUCUUAUUUUUGUUGUUUCAAAUAAAUUUUGGUUUAAUCUUUGA
Molecule: messenger RNA, 755 nt
Organism: Prinia subflava (tawny-flanked prinia)
Lineage: Eukaryota; Metazoa; Chordata; Aves; Passeriformes; Cisticolidae
Gene: LSM3
Product: LSM3 homolog, U6 small nuclear RNA and mRNA degradation associated
Exons: 4
Coding region: 115-423 (102 amino acids)
Biological process (GO): mRNA splicing, via spliceosome; P-body assembly
Cellular component (GO): catalytic step 2 spliceosome; precatalytic spliceosome; P-body
Molecular function (GO): RNA binding
Source: RefSeq, a predicted model, not a curated record